GCAUCAUUCUGAUAACAGCGAUUGCAUUUCUUUGUUGAUUUUUUAUUUGUUUUAGCAGUUUUCAGAAGUGCUAGUCUGCGUAUUUAAUAAAAAUAUUAAAAUUAUGAGCCUUGAUGACGUGAUCUACGUCAUCUGCCUACUUGGCUGUAUCGGCGUUGGACAUUAUAUCAAAAAAAUAAGCGAUGAAACGCAACGAAAAUUUAUUAGCACCGGACUCGGAUUGCUGGUGGUUUUUAUAGCUUCAGGGUACCAUGCCUUGCAUUGCAUUACUUCUACGGUCGUAGGAGCGUUGGCUGUAAUCUACGUGCACCCAAGCCAAGGCCACUUGAUUACAUUUUGCAUAAUGUUCGGUUAUUUGGUAUUCUUUCGUUUGGUACAUUGGUUUGGUCUGCCAAAUUAUCCUGGCCACACCAAUAUGGUACAGAUGAUACUGACAUUGAAGGUUUCCGGUGUAGCCUUUGAAAAGACGGCUGCUUGGAAAAAAUUGCGGCAACGUGAUAAAGAAAUUGCUGAAAGAAAGACUGCUGAAGGCACAACAUCAAGCGAACAGCUGGUGGAAAUUACAGAUUACGAUGUAGAGUUACAAAAUAUAGGAUUUGUUGAGAUCUUCCAUUAUUGCUUUAACUAUAUUGGCGUCUUAACAGGUCCAUAUUACCGCUACCGCACAUACCUCGAUUAUUUCGAUAUGCCAUUUAAAGACUAUGCGCCUCAUAUUGCCGCUACAAUAGAGAAACUAAAGUAUGCCGGUCUCUACUGCUCACUUUAUUUGGUCGCUAACUACAUAUGGCCGCUUGAGUAUGCCUUGAGCGAUGAGUUCUAUAAAGAGCGUUCAUUUAUCUAUCGCCUUAUGUACGUAUGGCCGACAUUCUUUGUCUUUCGCAUGCGCAUAUACACUGGCUUAACGCUAAGUGAAUGCGUUUGCACUAUGGCAGGGUUUGGCGCUUAUCCCGACGACGCUGAUGUUGCGAAUGGUGAAGGUCCACGGAAACAGUAUGCACAUUUGAAACGUGAUGCUGAAAAACAUAGCUAUAAUUUCACAACAAUUGUAAAUACACGAGUACGCAGCGUAGAGACAUGCUGGACAUUCCGUGAAGGUAUGAAACAUUGGAAUAUAUGUAUCCAAUACUGGUUGGCGGUGAACGUUUACAAGCUAUUCCCAAGCAAGAAGUACAGAACCAUCGUUACAUUGUUAUGUUCCGCCUUUUGGCAUGGUUUUCGUCCUGGUCACUAUUUCUGUAUUAUGGGUGCACCGUUUUACGUUUCCCUGGAAGAUAUGUGGAAUAAAUUAGUGCGCAAGGACACUGUCGGCCUGCAGCGCCAAAUAAUCGAUGUUAUCUUUUGGAUUGCAAAAUUUUUUGCAUUCAGCUACCUUGGCAUUGCUUUCCUUCUAGCAUCAUUCACUAAUAUAUGGACAUUUUACAGCUCUGUAUAUCAUAUUGGUUAUGUGGGUUGGUUUGUUAUGAUGGCCUUGGGAGUAUAUUUGACAAAAAUUAAAAAGGCAGCGGAAAAACGGCGACAGCAAAAGGAUAUGAAUGAAGCAAAUGUUGCCAAUGCAGAAAAGGAGAUACUAAUAAAAGCCGAAUAAAUAUGAGAGGGCCUUGUAAUUAUAGUCGAGAGAAAUGAACUAUACAUAAUUAUAAAAUUAUAUAUUUAUAUAUGUGCUAUAUAUGUAUUAUUAUAUACAAAUAUGCUGUAAUGGCUUUAUACAUACAUACAUAUACAUACAAUAUUUACUCCAGGGCAGUUGAAAUCAAUAGAUGUACUGAAUAGCUUUAAAAUUUGACAAUGCGAAAAGGUGUAUGUAUUACCGUACUAAGAAGGUACUAGUUUUAUACGUAUACUACAGAUAAACGAGUUUCCAUUAGCUUAGUAUUUUAUGACACUACUACUAUUAACACUAAAGCACAACGUUUUGUCGAAAAUGUGAUAUGUAUUUAUUAUUUUAUGCCGAGCUGAUAAGUUCGUUAGCAUUCGAUUUGAAGAACGCAACAAUUUUUAUAUGCAGUUGAUUGUAAGUUAAUGUAUUGCUUUAUAUAUACAUAGUAUGCAUGUAU
This is a messenger RNA of Rhagoletis zephyria (snowberry fruit fly), 2054 nucleotides long. It is a transcript of the gene frj, whose product is annotated as membrane bound O-acyltransferase domain containing farjavit. Gene Ontology annotation, molecular function: lysophospholipid acyltransferase activity. Gene Ontology annotation, cellular component: membrane; mitochondria-associated endoplasmic reticulum membrane contact site. The record is from RefSeq and is a predicted model, not a curated record. NCBI's taxonomy places the organism in Eukaryota, Metazoa, Arthropoda, Insecta, Diptera, Tephritidae. Gene Ontology annotation, biological process: lipid modification; phosphatidylinositol biosynthetic process.